GCCUGCUAAUUUUAGACCACUAAAAGAAGCCAGUCAUAGGCACUGGUCUUGUUGGACUGCUGUUCCUGGUCAUUGAGAACCUUUGUCCAGGAGGGGCAAGGAGGAGCUUGGGACAGGUCAUAAUUGGCGGGGACGUAAGAGGCCCGAGAGGAAGGAAUGGGAACCUCCGACCUUUAACCGGAGGCCAUGGGACUGAGCAACUAUCCAGGUAGGGCAUCAGCAGCUGCCAUUACUGGCUCCCAGCCCAGUGUGUGACAGAGACUCCUCGCAGGCCAUUCUUCUCUAGGCUGAGCUCUGGCAGGGAGAGAGAGAGAAGCCUAGCUCGGGCCCCUCUUCUCUUCUCUCCCUGGGGACGAGACGGCCAAGGAGCCGGCUUCCCAGAGGACAAGUGGAAAGUGUGAAGACCUUAAAAAAUGAAUCUUGCCGAAGCCCCCUGCUGGCUGAGUGACCACCCACUGGAUUAUCAUGAGCCCAAAGCUCUCCUUGAAUGUGAGCCGCCAUUCUUCUGCCCCAAAGUCUCCCUCAAAUGGGGAGUCAGGUGGUUGGAAUGCGGAGAGAGAACUGAUGGGAUGCCGGAGGUCCCUGGAGGAAUGAUUAGCAGGAGGCAUCCGGGUCCAGGAAUGGCUCACCUGGCUCACCUGGGGAUGCUAUUGCUUAGGGAGGGGAGAUUCAAGGGCAAAGUCCCUGCUCAGAAAGGCAGACCACGUGAUCCUGGGCAAGGCAAGGCAUGUAGGGCAAAGCCAGUGGCAGAGGCCAGCCUUGUCCUGGAUCCACUGGUUGAGAAAAGGAUUCUGCUCAGGAAGGAGAGGCAGGAAUUGUGAUCAGGGCACAAGUCCCCUGUAGGGGCAGAGUCAUGGAGCUGUCCAGAGACCAUCAGCAUGGCUGCGGCAGCCCCUGGAAAAGGUUCCUGCUCAUAGCUAUCCUGCUGAGCUUCUGGACUCACCCAGGAUUUGCUGAGAUCUUCAUCAACACAGUCCCAACCCAACCUAUGGAAGGAGGCAACAUGCUUUUGAUUGCCUUGAACACUCCAGAUGAUAUCCUCAAUGCCACCUGGUAUUCUUGGUUCCGGCCCUGGUAUCCUGCCAUGAUCGUCAGUUGCAUCCCCACUAACAGGACAGGCCCCUGUGCCCAAGUCUUCAGUCCUGCCCACACCACGAGAAAGAUUCUGACACACUGGAACAUCUUGGAAAUCAGAAACCUCACUCUCUCUGACACUGGUUUCUACUCCUUGCUACUGGACACUGAGUCAGGACCAAGGAAUGCAUCUACCUACAUCAAAGUGAAGCAAGCAGAUGACUCCAUUUCAAAGCCCAAAAUCUCAGCCAACACGACUGUUCCUGUGGCGGAGAUCGAUUCAGUGGUCUUCACCUGUCACACCAACGCAACCAACGUCAAGAUCCUCUGGUUCAAUGGUGGUGUGCUGCUGUCAGGUGGAGAGCGCCUGCAGCUGUCCAGCGACAACAGGACUCUGACCAUCUUGAGGGUGACCCUAGGAGACCAGGGGCUGUACUACUGUAGGGUGGAGAACAACCUCACCAGCGCCACAAGUGAUACCAUCCAACUGACUGUGAACUAUAGCCCUUCCCAGAUAUUUUUGUUUACCCAUCCAACACGAAGUUAUGAAAAUGUUAUCACAAGUGACCUCAACUACUCCGUGGUCUUGAACUGUGAAGUUAGUGGAAGCCCCAGCCCCCUGGUCUUCUGGUUCUUUAAUGGGACUGAGUGUUGGAACAGAUCGGUGUACGUCAUUCAGAGACUGAGCCCGAAGGACCUGGGCAAUUACUUCUGCAUGGCUCGGAACAGCGUGGGCCAGCAAACCUCCCCUUCCAUCCAAGUGCGGCUGCCUCAGGACAACAGUGACAUAGAGCCCAUCGAACCCGACCCCAUCUACUCCCUCUCUGGAGCUCCUGCCAUCUGCCUGACUGUCGCAGGAAUCGCAGGGAUAAUCUUUUUCAUUGGGGGCAUGACAUACUCUGUGCUCAACAGGAAAUCAGUGAGGAAAGGAAAGAGCCAAGAAUGUGGGUGUAUCUAAGCCUGGAAGACCCAUCCCUUCAGCCCAAGAGAUCUGGGCCAACUGAAUUCCAGAAGGCAAAGGAGGAGCACAUCAGCCCGCUUGGGGGGACCCUCAAUAAAAAGCAAUGAACCAACCAACAUUCCAACUCUCCUACUUUGCUAUAUAACCUUGAAAAAAAUCAGUCUAUUUCUCUGAACCUCAGUUUCCUCAUCUGUAAAAUAAGAGGAUUCUACUCAACACUCCCUGGGGACCCAGUCAGUUCUAAAUAGAUUCAGUCUGAGAGGCAGCUGAGUAGUUCAGUGGAUUGAGUCAGGCCCGGAGACCUGGGUUCAAAUCUGGCCUCAGACACUUCCCAGCUGUGUGACCCUGGGCAAGUCACUGAACCCCCCCUAGCC
Messenger RNA from Monodelphis domestica (gray short-tailed opossum), 2409 nucleotides. Its product is annotated as cell adhesion molecule CEACAM6-like. Gene Ontology annotation, cellular component: cell surface; plasma membrane. Gene Ontology annotation, molecular function: protein tyrosine kinase binding. The record is from RefSeq and is a predicted model, not a curated record. Gene Ontology annotation, biological process: signal transduction; regulation of immune system process. NCBI's taxonomy places the organism in Eukaryota, Metazoa, Chordata, Mammalia, Didelphimorphia, Didelphidae.